This is a messenger RNA of Ilex paraguariensis (yerba mate), 2487 nucleotides long. The record is from the annotation of a GenBank genome assembly. NCBI's taxonomy places the organism in Eukaryota, Viridiplantae, Streptophyta, Magnoliopsida, Aquifoliales, Aquifoliaceae.
UCUCUCUCUCUCUCUCUCUCUCUCUCUCUCUCUCUGCCCAUUUCGCAGAAGAUACUUGGCCUCUCUUCCUUUUCACAUUUUACAGUCAACAGUCUGAGUCUGCCUGCCCCCAAACUCUUUAAAUAGGAGCCCUAAAUACCCGAUCCUCCAUCCAUCUCCAAAGCUAUCUGUCAAUAGCUAGAUCUCCCCUCAUCUUGUUCCUUCUCCGUAAUUUCGGAGGAAUUUCAUCGAUUCGCUGCCGGAAUCGACGUCUAAGACAACAAUCCUCAAAAUCAUUAUGGACGUCCGACGGCGAUCGAUGAAAACCCAACCCCAUCCUCCACAAAUCCAAACAGCCGGGUCUCCCCUUAAACCCUCCAAAAAGGCGGUGCUUCAUGAUAUCCAUGACGAUUCACCCAAAGCGUCGGACGCGCUUUCUCUUCCUCUCUACCUUACUAACGCCCUUUUCUUCACCCUAUUCUUUUCAGUGGUGUAUUACCUUCUCGUCAGGUGGCGCGAGAAGAUCCGCAACUCAGCCCCUCUCCACGUCCUCACUCUCUCUGAUAUCGCCGCCAUCGUCACCUUCGUCGCCUCUUUCAUCUACCUCUUGGGUUUCUUCGGGAUUGGCUUCGUCCAGUCCUUGAUAAUCCGCUCUCCCCACGAAGACGUUUGGGCCGCUGAUGACGACGAAGAAGAUAUCAAUCAGAUCACCCUCAAGGACGACUCUCGCUCAGCUCCAUGUGCUGCCGCCCCCAAGCUUCAGCUGGAUUCCCCCAAACACAACGAGGUCUUGGUCGAUUCCCCUCCCUCUCCCUAUGUCUCAUCGGAGGAGGAUGAAGAGAUCAUUAGAUCAGUGGUUGAGGGCAAAACUCCAUCUUAUGCCCUCGAAUCCAAGCUCGGCGAUUGCUAUCGUGCUGCUGCAAUUCGGCGCGAGGCCUUGCAGAGGAAGACUGGCAAGUCUCUUGCUGGGCUGCCAUUGGAGGGUCUCGAUUACGAGUCAAUUAUGGGACAGUGUUGCGAGAUGCCUGUGGGUUAUGUUCAGAUCCCUGUGGGCAUUGCUGGGCCCUUGUUGCUUGAUGGGAGUGAAUAUAGUGUACCCAUGGCCACGACCGAGGGGUGUUUAGUGGCGAGCACCAACAGGGGAUGCAAGGCAAUUUAUGCCUCUGGUGGUGCAACCUCCGUGCUGUUGAGGGAUGCGAUGACCAGGGCUCCGGUGGUCAGGUUUGGCACCGCCAAGAGGGCUGCCCAACUUAAGUUCUUCUUGGAGGAUCCCCUCAAUUUCGAAACCUUGGCUGUUGUCUUCAACAGGUCUAGCAGGUUUGGAAGGCUCCAAAGCAUCAAAUGUUCGAUUGCUGGCAGGAAUCUCUACAUCAGGUUCUCUUGCAGCACUGGGGAUGCCAUGGGGAUGAACAUGGUCUCCAAAGGUGUUCAAAAUGUUUUGGAUUUUCUUCAGGAUGACUUCCCUGACAUGGAUGUUAUGGGCAUCUCUGGAAACUUCUGUUCCGACAAGAAGCCAGCUGCGGUGAACUGGAUUGAAGGCCGAGGCAAGUCAGUUGUUUGUGAGGCUAUCAUCAAAGAGGAGGUGGUGAAGAAAGUCCUUAAGACCAACGUCGCUUCCUUGGUGGAGCUUAACAUGCUUAAGAACCUCACUGGUUCCGCCCUGGCUGGAGCUCUAGGUGGGUUCAACGCCCAUGCCAGUAACAUUGUGUCUGCAGUCUACAUAGCCACUGGCCAGGAUCCCGCACAAAAUGUCGAGAGCUCCCACUGUAUCACCAUGAUGGAAGCUGUCAACGAUGGGAAGGACCUCCACAUCUCCGUGACAAUGCCUUGUAUUGAGGUAGGUACAGUAGGAGGUGGAACCCAACUUGCAUCUCAGUCAGCAUGUCUGAACCUGCUUGGGGUAAAGGGUGCGAAUAAAGAGUCACCAGGAACAAAUUCAAGGCUGUUAGCCACCAUUGUAGCUGGGUCUGUUCUCGCUGGGGAGCUCUCCCUCAUGUCUGCACUUGCUGCUGGACAGCUUGUGAAGAGUCACAUGAAGUACAAUAGGUCCAACAAAGACGUUUCCAAGGCUUCGUCUUGACUUGAUGUAGCCGAGGAGCCUCGAAAUCAUGGAAAACCUUAAAAAAUGGUGUUUGAAAUUUGCCAAGUGUAGCCUACAGAAAUGAAAUCUCGAACAGUCUUGUAGAGAGGAUGAUAGAGACAUAUUCUUGUGGAAACAAACGACGGGCAUGCCCGAGUCGAGCAAUCAAAAAAAGCCAUUCGAUUUUCUUUUUCUUUUUUUCAUUCUUACUUGACUGAUGCAAGCGAUUGAAGUUGUGUACAAAAACAAUGUAAAGCAGUGAGGGAAGUCAAAAAGCCUUUCUUUUGUUUUUUAUUUUUAUUUUUUUGUCUUCUUUGUUUUUGGUUAAUUUUGGAUGCAAAAUCUCUCCUUUGUUUAGUUAUCGUGUAUGUAUGAAACGAAUAACCUAUUAUUACUUAGGAGUGAUAUGAAUUAUAAAAGUCAAAACU